AUUCCAUCACUUCCCCAAAGCAAAGAAUAUGUGUCUUCAUUUUUACAUUUUCCUUCCAUAAGAAGAAAAAAAAAAGGAGAAAUGAUUCGGUGCUUCGCGUGGACAACACCUGUAGGUGAUCCCUUCAUCACUACCGUCCAUUUCACAUCUCCACCAUCUAUCAGAAUCUCCGCAUCUCGUUCUUGCGCGUCAUCAUCAUCAUCACCAUCAUCAUCGUCAGUAGCAGCUUCUAGAAGAUCAAUAUCUCUCUCUAUUAUCGCCGCCACGUCUUUCUUCAUCUCCUCCGGUUGCUUCUCUUCUCCGGCACUCGCUGAAUUCUCUGAAAUCCCAAAUUCCGGCGGAGUUAAAGGUCUCGACCUCCGAGUCGGCGACGGUGAAGUCCCAAUUGAAGGAGAUGAGAUUGCAAUACAUUACUAUGGGAGAUUGGCUGCGAAGCAAGGAUGGAGAUUUGAUUCAACAUAUGAUCAUAAAGACAGUAAUGGAGAGUCUGUUCCCUUCACAUUCAUCCUCGGUUCUAGCAAAGUCAUUCCAGGGAUCGAAACAGCCGUGAGGUCGAUGAAGGUAGGUGGGAUUCGUCGGGUGAUUAUUCCUCCGUCUCAAGGCUACCAGAAUACAUCACAAGAACCUCUCCCACCAAACUUCUUUGACAGACAAAGACUCUUCACGACCAUCUUUAAUCCAACACGUCUCGCCAAUGGAGAAGGUUCUACACUUGGGACCCUCGUUUUUGACAUCGAACUUGUCAGCACCAGACGCCUUAACCGAUGAGUCAUACUGCCAUUCAUAGUAUUCACUGGUUUCUUGUUAGGCAAGAAAUCAUAUAAUAUACAAUUACAUUGAAUUUAAACAAAACUUUCGUAUGCAUUUGGAUAAAUUAGUUUCCUGUGUUAAUUUCAUUUGGAUAUUCUAUAAGAUACGUGAGUAGAAAAUUCAACUUUGAUACAAAUGAAGUUUGAUU
Molecule: messenger RNA, 958 nt
Organism: Eutrema salsugineum
Lineage: Eukaryota; Viridiplantae; Streptophyta; Magnoliopsida; Brassicales; Brassicaceae
Product: peptidyl-prolyl cis-trans isomerase FKBP17-1, chloroplastic
Exons: 4
Coding region: 82-768 (228 amino acids)
Molecular function (GO): peptidyl-prolyl cis-trans isomerase activity
Source: RefSeq, a predicted model, not a curated record